UUCCUCAGAGUUCUUUUUUGAUCCACAACGCGGAAACCUGAUAACCAAGGUAAGAAACACUUUCAAGUACAUGAUAUAUACAUCUUAGAAUGGCUUAAGUGACAGGUUUGAAGGAAACAACAGCAAAGAGGAGCCCACAUAAAUGACGGAAAUUGAUAUCACUUGGGCAUGACUUGUGUGUUCACUCUAAUUAAUUUGCAGAUCUUACAAAUGUAGCGAAUUCCAAAUUUAUUGGACUUGUAGCCCUGAGUUUUGUGGUUUUCUUAAUCUUUAAAUUCCGAUUACUUGACGUUUUGCGGUAACCGGUCGUUAUUUAAUUUAGCGAAACGCUUCAACGGGAGCAAGGUUUCUCGAGCACCGACCUGUGGUUCUCGGGCGUUCUACUGCUUUUUCUAACAAUAAGAAAAUGGUAACAAUUCUCCACAAAGAGCUAGAGUGUAAAAAUGAAAAAGUUAAGCACAUAAAGUUGGAGGUCAUGCGGCUGAAGACCAAAAGCAAUAUGAAUAGACCUUGUCACGGUUUUCGACGCCAUCUUGACUAGUGGCAUGUAGUAGGCAAACGCGUGAGAAAUUACAGUGUUUGUAUGAGAAGCUAAUGUAGAAUAAUUUCUGUAAAACGGUUGUUCUGAAAAAAAAAAUGACUUGUAAACUAAAGCUACAAGGCGAAGGAUUGUACUAAAAAAUUUGGGGGGUACCUGUGCUUAAAUUUCUUCAGAGGCUUGCUUUAGAUUUUCCAUAUUAUAUUUGUCUGUAAUUUUUCCUGGGACUUUCUUACACACAAAUGUAUAGAAAAUUUUAAAAAGUGGUUAUAGGUCUUCUAGCGCAUGUAACGCCCUCAAUGUUUUCCAGUAGAAUCCUUGGAAGUGAAGUUUUAGUUUAAAAUUCAUAUUUUUUUCAUAACAGUCGUUUUACGGAAAUUAUUCAACAUUAGAUUGUCAUACAAACACUGUAAUUUCUCACGUGUUCUCCUACUCAUCAAGAAGGGGUCUAAAAAACCGUGACAAGGUCUAUUUCCAGCCUGGAUAAAUCAUAACUGAUCAGGGGCGUCUGGAAAAGCCGAAAGCCAGAAUUCGGAAUAGGAAUGGGAUGGAAACAGGAAGCAGAACCCGAAACGGUAACGGAACAGGAACAGUCAUGUGAAGGGAACUGAUACAAGAACUGGGACAUCAGUACCUUAAAUAUUUUGAUUCUAAUUCAAUUUAUACAAAACAUAAGACUAAACUAGCCUGGUAUCAUGCUCCCCCCUAAAUCUCUUUAUAUUAUGGUAACAAGAAGGUAAAAAAUGUGGUAAGUUUAAUAAGUAAAGCAACAGCUUUGCAAGUGCAUCACUCUUUCUGUCAAUUUCUUCACUGUCUAUGCACAACUACGACGUGAAAUGAUCAAAUCUUAAGUUCUCUUGAGAACGUGAAAGGCAGGCGAUUAAUUUUAUUGUGUCUGUCUGAGCUGGGACGCGGUCUCUAUCUUCAUUUCCCGACCUUUAAAAGACUGGACAAUUUGGAAUUAAUGAGAAAUAGUUUGAAGAAGACCGGAAUUCAAUUUGUUAGUGGCGUUUUCACUGGUGUUGCGGUUGUCAGAUCUUUUAUGUUCCUUUUGCCUCUCACAGGAAGGAGGUUAUAACAUGUUAAAAUUAUUUGUCAAACCACGUGUAAAUGAGAAACCCAUCGGAGACAUUUAGUCGGCUGCUAUACACUUGAGAUUUGCUGCAUACAGCUGUAGACAUAUUGUACUAUGCUAAAUUGGGAAGUUAACCAGAAAUAGAUAGUCCACAGCUUUAAAAGGGUAUUAACCUGUACCUUCUCCCUCCUCCCCCCAUUCCCAUCCCAGCCAGCACUUCAAGAAGAAUUCAGAGUCGUUGUGUGAGACAGAAGUGUUCCAUCAAGCGAAACAUUGAACUUAAGUUAAUGUUGUCCCUGUUUUUAUAUAGGUUUCUCUUCCCAUUCCGGUUCCUAUUCCAGUUCUGCUUCCUGUUCCUGUUCCUAUUCCCGCUCCUAUUCCGGAUUCCAGUUUCCUGCUUUUCCAGACACCCACUGAUCAGUCCCGUUAAUUAUUUGUGAAGAAUAAGGGUGAAGGGGCUUAUUAGAGAUGGGGGGCUUAAUAGAAGAUUUACGGUAACCUAUUACGGUUGAACCUGUAUAUAACGGCUUUGUAUUAAGCGACCACCCUCUAUUAAGCGGCCAGUUUUCAAAGUCCCGAUUUUUCACUCAUACAAAUGCUGUAUUUUUUACCUGUAUUAGGUGGCCACCUCUAUUAAGUGGCCGCUGCCACCCUUUAGCAGUCCUGUGUUUGUCUUUCUUUGUUAUUUUUACCUGUAUUAAGCGACCACCUUUGAAUGGAAACUAAGCCAUAUGUCAUUUUAUGCGAUAUUUUAUUGUGUUUAAAAUGCGAUUAUCACCAUAAAGAAAUAACAUUUUCAGAUGUCAUCAGCUUUAUUGCACAGUGCUUUUACAAAAUGUUACGUAUAUUACUACUGCCAUGUUGAUUGUAAAUUUGCAAUAUCUCAUAGCCCUACAAGACAAAGGAAAAUGAGAAUCAACCUCAGAGGUUACAAAAAAUUCACCUGAAAUCAAAUUUUACCUGUAACAUCUACAUGUAUAAAGCUGAGCUUAACUUCACACAGAAAGACAACAAUUUUUUUUUUUUAAAUAAGAACAUGUUUGACUAAGGGUCUCCUAAACCCCUUUGAAUUCACACAAAAAUAUUGAGACUUUCCAUGCUUCACAAAUGAUUCCUAAAAUUUUUCCUGAAAGAUGAAAGAAAACUAAACAAAUUAACAAACUCUGUUUAUAAUGCAAAGGCUCAAUAACGUGGCUGAUCUUGAAGUCUCAAUGCCGCUACGUAUGUGAGGACAUUCGACAUUUUGACUGCUUCCACAAAGUGGGAAACACUACACUGGUGAGUGGCAUUCUUAAGUUGAUUAUGAUUAGGGAACAUUUAUGUUGUUAAGUUUAUCUCAAGUAAUUUUUAUUUUUCUUUUGUUUCAACUUCAUUAGCAUACAUUACCAUGCCCCCCCCCCCCCAAAAAAAAAAAAAACAGAAAACAAAAACUACUUGAGAUAAAAAUUUAACUGCAAAAUAAUGUUUUUUUUGGGGGGGGAGGGGGUGGCAGGGGGCAGAGAGCUAAUGCUCAUGCAUAAGAUUUUUACCUUUGUCCAAGCCAUUCUGAGUACUAAUUUGUUGGAAGGUACUUUAUGUAGGCCAGGGGUAUUUUGCAGAAUGCAGAAUGCAGAAUGCAGAACGUGAAUUGACUCUGAAGUUUAGUGAUGAGGGUUAGGAAACUGUCCUAAUCAGCCUUGGAGGAUAAAACCCUCCUCGAUCUGUAUAAUUCUUUAGACUAGUAGUAAUCAUAGAUCAAUAAGUGCGUUCGAGUUUUCUUAGCUCCAGAUUAGCUUUUGUGUCGUCAAGCUUGAUUUCAAAAUCAUGGAAGAGAUCAUGAAUUAAAAGGUAAACAUUCUUUUAAGUAAAAAUGUUCUUCACGAUAUCUGGCUUCAAAAUAUCUCACUCAUUAACUCUCUACUCUUAAAAUGUCUUACUCUCCCUCAAGCAUGGUCGAUAAAAAUGUAAAGUAGAUCGUAAAAAGUUCUUUGUUGUUAAAAAGAUAAACAUGUCACUACAAACUUCAAAAAAAUGGUAGCCUUGAAGGUUAAAAGUCUUGGCUUCUUGCGUGACACAACUUGAAGUGAAAUCAAUGAUCAUAGGAGCGACGGAAACAUAUUAGGUUUCUGCUAGAUUACUGAUGUCAGAGAACCGGACAGAAUCUUUUGCCAUUGUGCAAACUUUUCAUCUCAUGAUUAUUUUACGUUCAUGUAGGUCAGUUCAACAUGUUUUAAACUUAGCUUGCUUCAGCGAGCGAGAUACUUAUCAUGCAAAAUUACCCGCGUAGAGAUAUCAGACGUGAAUAAAGCAUUACAGUUGUAACAAACUGCACUGAUACGCUCAAGCUUACUUUUUCGUGCAUGAAAGAGGUUAAACUACAAAUAUGUAAAUAGACUCAAAUGCACGGGUAAACUUCUCACGGCACAAAUGUUACCUGGUCUUUAUUUGUGUGUUUCUACGAAGUUCCAGCUCGAUUUGAACGGCAUUGACCGAAAAGUUUAGCAGAAUCAUCAGCUCAGUGAUAAAACCCGCUUAGAAAACAACUCCAAAGUUCAUUCUUUUGCCGAACUCAAAUUUUUCCUGUGUAAUCAUCUAGUUGACCUUGAUGGAACCAGUGAUGCACGUGAUUGCCAUAUGACAAUUGCUUAUGACGUAAAAAAUAGUUGUGUGCGCAUGUCCACCAGGUGAGCCCGCAAUUUCUUUGGCCGGCUAUUGGGCUUAAAAUUCGUGCGCGCGCUUAAUAAUUAUUCAAAAUGGCGCAGAUUUUGAACAUCGCCCGUCCAAGUAACCAAAAAUCUCGAAUCUUCACGCCUGGCAUGCACAGGUAUCCCAUCGACCACAGGAUCCCCAAAGAUUACGAAGCGUUCUCCUAACGUCGAACGCAAUCACACUCAGCCUAAUUGGAUAAUUGCUCGAUAUAAUAUCGAGAAUUAAUGAUAUUAGACAAAAUUUGUUUUGGUGAUAACGAGCACAGUUCAAUUUCAUUUCUUUCUGUUGGAAGGGGGUAUUCCCAGUAUAAUGACUCUAAAUGGAACGUUAUUCACUCUGUUUCCUAACCCUAAUCACUAAACUUUAGAGUCAUUUGGCAUUCUGCAUUCUGCUUUCUGCAAAAUACUCUUGCCACAGGAACAUUGAUGCAAAACACUUUUCGAAAAGAAACAGUCAAGAUCACUUGAUCUUUUGUGUUGAUCAUGGUAAUAGCACUGAAACUGUAUUAACAUAAGAAAGGCUUGUUAGCACAUGAUGUAUAAAUAUUAGAAUGACUUAUGACUGACUUGUGGGUGAUUUGUGCUGCUUUACAAUACUGUCUAUUCGCACAAGACCUGUACAACAACUUUUUUGCAAAUGUCACGGAAAAUUUGGGACAAAUUUCACCAAAAUACGAUUGUUAAAAAAAGCCAAUUCUGCGGAAAUUUUCUAAGCAAAUUUUGCUAGAGAGCAAUCGGUUUUGCACUGUUUUCAUGAAUGUUUUUAAUGAAACAAAAUGGCAAAUUUUGGCAAUUUUUUUUUUCGGGGGGGGGGGGGGGGGGGGGGGAAUGAUGACCUUUACCCUGUGUAAUAACAACAACAACAAAUAUCGACUAUUUAUAAAUGUUACCUUUUUAAAACUGGCAAUUUUGUGCUUGAAACCCCCGCUUGCUUUACGAUCUCCUUUGGACUUGGUAUUGUCUUGCACAAGGUUUUUUUUAUCAGAGAUAAUCAUUUGUAACAGCAAUGAGUUCAGAAAUGCGCCAAUGGCAAAGCCUUUUAUAAUAAUAAAUGUUAUUUAGCCAGGGUCAUCUCUUCAGCAUAAAAUGCUGCUAUCAAUGAGGGCCCUAUAUAUCAUUAUAUCAUACACUGGCCAGUGCCCAGUUUUUUUGCAGUAAUAAUCUAAGAACACCUGGUAGUUUUGGGGCAUUUUCUUGUUGCCAUGACAAAGUGUCAAGAUAAAUUUGCAAGUUUAUGGCAAAAACAGCCCCAUUAGCUGAGAUAAGUCUCAAAUAUCAUUGUUGAACUGUCAUGUAUUAAGGUCUCUACCAAAUUUGGUGGCUCUGUGACCGCGCAAAAUUUCAGAAGCCCCGUGUGGAGGAGGUGGGGGGGGGCUGCGGGAAAGAGUGGUUUUUCAUUUCUGGGAGUUGUGAGUUUAGAACUUGUUGCUUUAUCCCCUAUAAAGUCUUCACCGCAAAUUCAGUGUUGUUGAAGUGUUCUAAAAUAUAUUUAAAAUACUCCGCAUAUAUUUUACUGUAAAGUGCAAUCAGAUAAUCCUAGAUGAAAGACAUUUGUCCAGCCAAAAACUGGUUGUGUCCGAGCAAAAUAGGUUUGACUGGACAACUUGACCGGUGUCAGCCGGGGAAUUAUUUCAUGCCCUGAUUUAUUGUGUGUCACAAUCAACAGAGAAUUUAUUUCAAUAACGUCUAUAAAACACAAAUUUUGAUGUUUGUAAAGAAACACAAAAGGAACACACAUAUAGAUUAGAUGGGCUUAUACAAACGGGGGGCGGCGCUUAUAUCUGGAAUAAUAUCUUCGUUAGGAUUGAUUUCCAGUGUCGCAUAACUUUUACAUGCCUCCGUGCGUAAAAUUUAUGUUCCCAAAUAAAAUACACGCAAUGCACGAAAGGUCACUCAUAAGCGUAAAAGUUGAACAUCGCUCAACUUCUCGUUUAAGCUCAGAACUUUUUAUCUUGCCUCUAUUUUAUUUUACGUGAUUAAAAUUUACUUGUAUUAACGUGUGUAGCCAAAAAUGUGUCAGUGGAAAUCAACCUUUAGCAAAUGGAUGGGCUUAUAUCCAGGGGUGCUUUAAAGUGGGAUUUUACAUUAUAUUGAAUUAAGGUUAAGCGCUGAUUCAAAACAGGUAGCUUCUUUUUAGGGUUAGGUAAUGUUGGUUUAUGGAAAACAGUCUUGAAUAGCAAAACUGGGCCAUUAUUUUUGGAAAUCAGUUGAUGUGAAAAAUCUUGGAGCUUUUAAAAAUGAUAGCAAAUAGUUUGACAUAGUCCCUCGAGUGCCCACUUCAGAAAAUGGUAAAUGACACAUGACUUACUUUUGCUCUCUAUGUGGACUGUAUGUUUUGCAGGUGCUAAAUGAAAUAAUUUUUGUGUCAGUUUAUUUUUUGCGAUAUUAAACUGAAAAGUAACAUUUAUUUCUCGUGACAUGAACCAUGCGUGGUCUUUUCAAACUGCAGAAUUGGAUGCCUCAUAUUUCUUGCUUUCUAUUUAUAAAUAUAUCUCUCAGCAUCUGCCUUGAUGUCAUGCAGUUGACACAAUGGAGCAUUUGGUGUUUGCAAGCAACAUAUUAGAUGAUAGACGUUUUGAGCUGAUGUGUCUGUGAAGCAGUGUUUUGUGAGAAAUAAUUGUGAUCAGACUGAGUACAGCGCAUCAGUCUUGACACCAUGAGCAACUAUCAGUUUUACAGUGAACUUUAUUUACAAUGAACAGUUUAGUGUGUGACAUGUAGGGAUGCUUUACAUUAAUUGUCAACAAAGUCCCUUAAUGUUUAACUAAAUUUUCGUUUACAAUUUUCAUUACAAUACACCUCCUUAAAGUCAUCUAAGUAAAAUAUGAUAUAUAUGAAGCAGCAUUAUACACUAACAAAGCUGUGCCAAACAUUACAAAUAUUUAAUAUUGCUUGCCUUCUAUUUUGGUCCUAUUAAUUUAUUCAAAAAGAAUAUCUGUAUUUUGGCUCCUCUAGCUUCGACAUGGCUAGCACCUCCAUACGAGCAGAAAUCACAGGGGCUCAUUCUAGAUCUAUGCACAACAACUAAUGCCAUUCUCAAUUUGCUGAUAAAUGAUUGGUUAUUUUAGUGGGCUAAUAUAACAAUUGCAAAAUGUGAGCAGUGGUUUCUUAUUGGGGAGUAUUUUGUGAUAAGACGAAAAAUAAUGGAUGUGGGGGUGGGGGGCUAAAUUUUCCCGAUAUCUCGAAAUGUUAGUGACAACCCUGUGAAAUGGUGAAUUUUUAAGGAUUCAGAAGAUUUAAAAGGCAGCAGAAUAGUGAUUUAUAAGCUUUUUUGAGCCUGGGCAUUAAUAGCUGGGGUGGUAGGGGGAGGGUGCUGGGGUGUUCAGGAAGUGGCUAGAUGGGAAUUUGGAACCACAGGCGGAAGGUCUCAUGGUUUCACGGUUUCACUCGUAUGUUUUGCCAUUAUUUCUGUUGUCUACAGUAGAAGCUCUCCUAAUGGACACUCUUGUCAGUGGAGAGCUCUACUUACAUUUUUGUAUUCCAGUAAGUGGCCGGCUCCAGUAAUGGAUACCUUUUUCGCGUCCGGAAGGUGUCCACUUAAGAGAGCUUCCUCUGUAGUAUAAAAAAUGACUAGUAAUAAUUGUUGCCUAUUUGUUAUUUGAAAUGACGUUUAAAGUUUUUCUAACAUUUCUGUUUCUGGUAAAGACAGUUUCAAAGGGUUGUCCAAUACUCACAAAUAGAGUCCAUUGGUAUUAGUGGUGAUAAGAAGGGUGUCCAUUGGUACCAAUGGUAGGAUUGGUACCAGUAGAAAAUGAUGUCAUUUCAUUGGUUCUAUUGGCCACGUCCCCUUAAUGAGAUGCAUAUUCACCAACAGAACCAUUGGAAUGACAUUAUUUUCUAUUGGUACCAAUUCUACCAUUGGUACCAAUGGACCAUCGAUUUGACGAAUCGUGUCUGUUUGUUUAUAUUGGACAUGUGUGAAAGUUUCGAGUUUAUUUCUCUUACUAGAGAAAGAGAAAUUAAAAUUUCAUAAAAGUUAUAUUAUUAUGGACUAUGGAUGUAGUAAUGUUAUGAAGUUGUCGUCCUUACCUCGGUAACCUUACUUAGUUCAAUGUCUUUCAUUGGAAAUUACUGGUAACAUUUCCCAUACAAAUGCCAGUACUUGAAGACACAACAAAGUCCAAGAACUUUAAGGCAAAAAAAAGGAAAAAAUCUUUGCAAGUAAUGGUAGGGUAAUGGCAAAUGUUUGUUAACGCAUGACAAAUUAAUGAGUUUGUCUUGCAUGAUUGUUUCCCCUUUGGUGGUGAGACUGACUAUCAUAUGUGAUGUAGUUGUUGAUUGGUUACUUGCACUAAAUGCAUGUAGUCAGGUUGUAUGGAAGUCUCCGUGAAAUUAGCAUAUGUAAUAGCAUGAUUUGUAGUGAUAUUUGACAUAAAUAUCACUUGUGGUAUUUCAAAAUUGUUAUUCGUAAUUUCACGAGCCGUUAAGCGAGUGAAAUUUGAGACAAUUUUGAAAUAUCACGAGUGGUAUUUAUGCCAAAUAUUAUGUCCAAAUCAUGCUGUAACUGUUGUUAGUGAUCUAAGAGAAGUGAUUUCGAAACAAACGCCCCACCUAUAUAAACACCUCAUCAGAGACGCUAAAUACGGUAAGAUGCUUUUUUUUAAGAGGCGCAUACUCUUAGCUACAUGGUUAGUUAAAAAAAGAAAACUUCACCAGCUAAUAAACACGUGUGCCAUUGUAAAUGAAACAUUAUAGAAAUAAUAAUGAUUAAAACAAUACUGAAAAGCUAUUUACAUUAAAAAUGAAGUUAUAAUGCAUACUAUAAAAAAUUAUUUACAAAAUUGAUUAAAAAGGUGAUUCCUCGAUAUUAAAAUAGUGACUCAUUUUCUGACAGUCUUUUGAACGUUUUAAAAUCGGACAACGCUCUCACGACAACAGGCAAGUUGUUUCAGAUCUUGGGCACCUGAUACAGCCAUGAUUUGUUGUCAAAGCGGGUUGUGUUGAGCUUUGGCAAAAUGUCCUUUCCUCUCAAGGCAUAUGUUUUUUCUCGUAAUGAGAUUAACUCAUUCAGGCUUCCUUUUAUUAUUUACGGGUUUAAAAACCGAACAGAGAAUUUUACUCAUUGUCUGCCCCAUCUGGGUUCUUCUCCCUAAAAGCUUAAGAAAUUCUUUGUAUGUAGUGUGUUUGUCUCAAAAAACAAAGCGAACAGCUCUUUCAUUUUCUUUCUCCAGUUUUUCAGCCGAACUGUUGUUGCAGAAAUGCCAGGUUUGUGCACAGCAAUCGAAAUGUGGUACAAUUAAUGGCAUGUAAAUGUUCUUUCUUAUAUCGUUAGGAAGUAUAUUUCUCAUGUGCUUUAAAACUGCGAUUUGUUGUGAUACUUUUCUUCACGUAUUAACCACUUGCUUAUCGAAUUUCAACAUAUCAUCAACAGCAACUCCAAGCAUCUGUAGGGCAUCACCAAAGCCUGGUAUUUAGGGUGGAUUCUUUUCAUGCCAUUUUCCAAAAACCAUUUAUCUACCAUUUAUGGAUCCUUGGGGAUUAGUCAGAGUUAAUGGUUUCCUAGGCUAUCAAAGGAUCCUUAUCGGUAAAGAAAUUCUGUGUGUCAUCUGCAUAAGUCGAUAGGUCACUACGUUUUAUCACGUAAACAUGAUCGUUUAUAAGUAUGUUUAAUAGAACAGGGCCAAGUAUGGAUCCUUGCGGAAUUCUAGUCGUUAUGUGCUGCCAUGUAGAAUGAACUUUUCCUAGUUUCACCCCUUGCCUUCGAUUAGAAAGAUAGUCCUUUAUAAGGGUAAUAGUUUUGUAGUCAAACUGACAUCAUCGUUAAAGACAACGCAUUGAUUUUAUGAUAAUUUUAAUUACUUUUAAGAUUUUGAAUAAUAUGAAUAAUGUGACUCCUUGUUGCUACACCAAGUUACAGUCCUUUUGCAGUUCUUGUGAUCGAACGUUACUCCACUUUCCACCAAUGAUGAAGUCAUCAAAGACCUUUGCGGACCACGGACCGUGAAUCCACCAACUGUUAAAAUGAAAGUGAAAAAAUCUUUAUUUUCCAAUUUUUUUUACUAGCUGUUUAUUUUUACUUUAUUAUUUUUAGUAUUUUUAGAACUUCUGUGAAGCGUAUUUAUGACUAUAUCUUCUUAAUUUUGACUUGUAUAUACUUAUAUAUUUAGGAUUAUUUUUAUUGUUUUUAGAACUUCUGUGAAGCCCAACUGAGCAUUUUUAUGGAAAUUGCGCUAUAUGUGUCGAUUAUUAUUAGUAUUCCUGUUUUACAAAAUUCAUAGCUUGUGACCUGAAUUAUGACUGGCAGCGGCGAAUAACAAAAAUGAAAGUUGGCUUUUGAAUUCCGAGGUUUGCGUGUUAUUGAAAAGUACAGUUAUCUAUCUGGAUGUUAAUGGUGUAAGAAAGUUGACUAUUAAUGCGCUUAUCUUUUUUUGAAAGGGUGCAAAAGAAGAUCCAAACCGUGACUUUUAAUUAUAAAAAGCGUGGCAAGUGUUUCAGUGAAAAAACAAAAUUGGGAGGCAUGGAAGAUUGCACUGCGGAAAAGCCUUAUGAAUGUAAACGGUGUGGCGGUCGUUUUAGUGAAGCAGAAAGCUUGAAAAAUCAUCAAAGAGUUCACAGUGGACAAAAGCCCCAUGAAUGUAAACAUUGUGGUAAACGUUUCAGCCGUAUAAACCACGUAAGGAAUCAUGAAAGACUUCACACUGGGGAGAAGCCUUAUGAAUGUAAACAAUGUGGCAAGUAUUUUAGUGCAGCAGGAACCUUAAAGAGACAUGAAAGAGUUCAUACUGGCGAAAAACCUUAUGAAUGUAAACAGUGUGGCAAGUGCUUUAGCCUUUCUAGCACCCUGAAGAUCCAUGAAGGGUCUCAUGCUGAAGAAAAGCCUUAUAAAUGUAAACAGUGUAACAAGGGUUUUAGCCAAGCAGGAUACCUAAGGAUACAUGAAAGAGUUCACACUGGCGAAAAACCUUAUGAAUGUAAACAAUGUGGCAAGUGUUUUAGUGCAACAGGAUCCCUAACGAGACAUAAAAGAGUUCACACUGCAGAAAAGUCACAUGAAUGUAAGCAGUGUGGCAAGUGGUUUAGACAUUCCAAUGUCCUAAGGAGGCAUGAACGAGUUCACACUGGGGAAAAACCUUAUGAAAGUAAACAGUGUGGCAAGUGUUUUAGCCGAUCAGUUAGUCUAAGGAAUCACGAAAGAGUUCACAAUGGGGAAAAGCCUUAUGAAUGUAAACAAUGUGGCAAGUGUUUUACUGAAGCAGGCUCGCUAAAAAGUCAUGUAAAAGUUCACACUGGGGAAAAACCUCAUGAAUGUAAACAGUGUGGCAAGUGUUUUAGACAUUCCAAUACCCUAAGGAUACAUGAAAGAGUUCACACUGGGGAAAAACCUUAUGAAUGUAAACAAUGUGGCAAGCGUUUUAAUGCAACAUCAUCCCUGAGGAGACAUGAAAGAGUUCACACUGGAGAAAAGUCAUAUGAAUGUAAGCAGUGUGGCAAGUGGUUUAGACAUUCCAAUGUCCUAAGGAGGCAUGAACGAGUUCACACUGGGGAAAAACCUUAUGAAUGUAAACAGUGUGGCAAGUGUUUUAACCGAUCAGUUAGCCUGAGGAAUCAUGAAAGAGGUCACACUGGGGAAAAGCCUUAUGAAUGUAAACAAUGUGGCAAGUGUUUUACUGAAUCAGGCUCCCUAAAAAGUCAUGUAAAAGUUCACACUGGGGAAAAGCCUUAUGAAUGUAAACGGUGUGGCAAGUGGUUUAGACAUUCCAAUACCCUAAGGAUGCAUGAAAGAGUUCACACUGGGGAAAAACCUCAUGAAUGUGAAAACUGUGGCAAGAGUUUUAUGCGAAUAGCAAGUCUAAGGAUUCAUGAAAGAGUUCACAGUGGGAAAAAGCGGUAUGAGUGUAAACAGUGUAGCAAGUGUUUUAGUCAGCAAGGAGCAUUGAGGAGGCACAAAGAAGUCCACAACAGAGAAAUCUCACAUAAAUGUGACAGUAGCAAAGGUUCGUUUAAACGUUUUCUUUCCAACUGUAAGAGAGCUGGAAGUAACAUAAGGGCAGGAUUGCCUAACAGCACAUUGUCACAUAGAGAGCCUGAUGGCAAUAGGAUGGAAGACCAGCAAUCAGACAUCAAUGAGAGAUACAGCUGUUGGAUUUGUCAAGAGGACAUGAGUAGUGAGGCUCUUCUUCUUCAACAUUACGAAAAUCAUAUGAAACAUGUAGCUGAUAGUGGCUCUUAA
Porites lobata is the source of this 12470-nucleotide messenger RNA. The record is from the annotation of a GenBank genome assembly. NCBI's taxonomy places the organism in Eukaryota, Metazoa, Cnidaria, Anthozoa, Scleractinia, Poritidae.